This is a messenger RNA of Vigna angularis (adzuki bean), 2083 nucleotides long. Its product is annotated as transcription repressor OFP6. Gene Ontology annotation, biological process: negative regulation of DNA-templated transcription. NCBI's taxonomy places the organism in Eukaryota, Viridiplantae, Streptophyta, Magnoliopsida, Fabales, Fabaceae. Bases 174 to 740 code for a protein of 188 amino acids. The record is from RefSeq and is a predicted model, not a curated record. The transcript is spliced from 3 exons.
AUAGUGUGUAUGUAGGGACCUCUUAACUCAAAGUCACAUGGCAAGCAAGCCAUCCUCAUAAAUAAAAAGCCACUAUCCAAAGCCACACAAACUCAAACCUUCCUUUGACUAAGGUAACCAAGCUUCUUGUUUUGUUCACUUUCGUUUCUUUUACUCGUAGCAGACACACACCAAUGUCUGCCUCCAGAAAGAAGCUUCUUCUCAACACAGUGUCCGUGAAACUUGGCUGCGGCACCUGCAGAGGGCCAAAACUCUAUCGCAUAUUCCAUCCAAAGCCUAAACCCAAGAAGCUCCCCUCUUACCAAAACCACAAAAACCACUACAACCAUUUCUCUUCUUCCUCUUCUUCAGCCCAAUGGGCUGACAGCACCAACACCACCCCCACCAACACCAACACCAACACCACAUUCUCUCCCUACGUUGAUUCCUCCCACUUUUCUGACUCCGACGUCAAGGCUGCAAGAACAAUGGGGGGUUUGGGAAGAGCUGGCAAAGAAGGGGUGGCGGUGGAGAAAGACUCCGAUGACCCUUAUCUUGACUUCAGACAUUCCAUGCUGCAAAUGAUAUUGGAGAACGAGAUAUACUCCAAGCAAGAUCUCAGAGACCUUCUCAGUUGCUUCCUUCAGCUCAAUUCACCGCACCAUCAUGGCGUUAUAGUCAGGGCUUUCACUGAGAUCUGGAAUGGCGUCUUCUCUGGCAGACCCAAUUCACACAUCAACCGUAAGCCACGUCAGUUCUAAGCACUGCACGUCAUCCUCGGUUGCUAUAACGUUGACGAGUUCUAUACUUUCUAUGUGCUAUGUUCUAGGUUCAAUGUAUAUCUUCUCCAACUCAACCACAAUCUUGGUUGAACAACUUUGCUAAUUAGUUUGUACUACAACGUCUUCAUCAACAAUUUGUAAAGAGGGUAGGCUCCUAUGGGCGGUAAAAGUCAGCUUGCAUUUAAACCUGGUGAUGAUAAUCUCUUUGCCCUGAUAUCUUGUGGCAAAUUGAAAGCAAGUAGCAGACCACACCUCACACUGUGUUAAAGGUUUGGAACUAAGUUAGCAUGCUGUCCAACUCAGUCUUCAAAUAAUUGCUGUGAAGAUAAACAACAUGUUUGUUGCUUUUAAGGCAAGUGUUUCCCUCAUGCUCAAUCAAAUUGUGCUUAUCUACUACCAUAUACAUUUUUAAAGACUUUAUCUGAUUUCAUAUUUAUAAAUAAUAUUCUGGCACACCAUAGUCUCUAGGACUUAGCACAUGCAGAUUCAUCUUGUUUUGUAUUUAAAUUUACAUGUUCUUUAUUCAAUAAGAAUUAAUGCUGAAUAACACAGUCCUAAAACUUCUAAUACACUGUUAUGAACUGAUGGCAAAAGCUUAAAAACGACUUCAUUUAUCUCACAUCUCAUUUUUUCAUUUACAGUAUUUAAUUAUUUAACAAAAUUUGCUUUCAUUCCUUAUAUCUUUUACAUAAUUAAGAAAAAGAGAAAAAGAGUAUCUUUUUCUUUCUUUCUUUCCUUAUCAAACAACGGAAAAACCAUCCUUUUUUAUCUUAUUUUAUAUUUCUAAAAACCAAACAUGACAGAAGUGGAUAGUGUGGAGGGAAGGAACUGCAGAAUAGAAAAAAAUUACCAUCUUUAUCCUAUCAACAGUGUCAUGUUUGAUCAUUGAUAAGGUGGAGACACAGCAUAAUUUAGCAGACAUAAUCACGAAGUUAAUCAGAUUAUCUUGUUUCUGAUAAUGGGGAACAUCUAUAUCCUUUGAUAGGCCAGAGUUGACAUGAUUUCUAACCGGAACUUCAAUUUGUGUUAUAUCUUAUCACAACAGUCAGAGUUGAAAAAAAGUUUCAAAAAGACGUUGGUCUUGUCCAUACAUAAAGAGCAACCAUCCUGCUAUGCUGAAUGAGUUGGCAUUUGGAUUUGACAGAAAAGAAAAAGAAACUGAAAAAUAUUUGUUCCUCAAUGUAACAGUUUGCCAAGAAAAAUAUCAAAUGUGUAGUUCUUGUAUAAGAAUAGACUAAUGAAGAUUACUCUAAUUUUUUAAUUAUUUUUUGUGGCUUUUACGUAUUUGAAUUGGUCCCAGGCUAUGAUAGGAGAGCAAAGAU